This is a messenger RNA of Choloepus didactylus (southern two-toed sloth), 450 nucleotides long. Its product is annotated as keratin-associated protein 4-12-like. The record is from RefSeq and is a predicted model, not a curated record. The transcript has a single exon. Lineage: Eukaryota; Metazoa; Chordata; Mammalia; Pilosa; Megalonychidae. Gene Ontology annotation, cellular component: keratin filament. Bases 1 to 450 code for a protein of 149 amino acids.
AUGAGCUGCUGCUGCUCCCCUUGCUGCCAGCCAACUUGCUGCAGAACCACCUGCUGCAGGACCACCUGCUGCCAGCCCACCUGCUGUGGCUCCAGCUGCUGCCAGCCUUGCUGCUGUCCAUCCUGCUGUGGCUCCAGCUGCUGCCAGCCUUGCUGCCGCCCAGUUUGUUGUCAGACCACCUGUUGUAGGACCACCUGCUGCCAGCCCAACUGCUGUGGGUCCAGCUGCUGCCAGCCUUGCUGCCGUCCAUCCUGCUGUGGCUCCAGCUGCUGCCAGCCUUGCUGCUGCCCCAGUUGCUGCUACACAACCUGCUGCCGGCCAGCUUGCAGUGGCCCCGUGUACUGCUCAAGAACCUGCUACCAACCAACGUGCUGCUGUGUGCCCGGUUGCCUAGCCAAUAGCUGUGGAACCAGCUGCUGCCAGCCUUGCUGCCGCCCAAGCUGUUGUUAG